Pleurotus ostreatus (oyster mushroom) is the source of this 468-nucleotide messenger RNA. RefSeq lists its product as uncharacterized. Lineage: Eukaryota; Fungi; Basidiomycota; Agaricomycetes; Agaricales; Pleurotaceae. The record is from RefSeq and is a predicted model, not a curated record. The transcript is spliced from 3 exons. The coding region runs from base 1 to 468 and encodes 155 amino acids.
AUGGAACUCGACUCCGACAGGGAAGAUUACCUCAAUAUCGAGGAAAAUGUCUAUACUCUGCAAGAUGUAGAUUGCAUCACUUUCGUAGAGAAGUAUGCGCACCCUCUGUCAAGUUGCCUUGAAUGUCACAAGGGCGAUCAAGACCUUUGCCGCUUCAAAAAUUUCAGACGAAUAGCACUGUCCGCUGCGCGUGUCGGUGCUGAUUUGCUUGGGGGUAGAUAUACCCAUUGGAAGAAAGCUGAUUCGACUACCCCGGACUUCCUCUACGCAAAGUCCUUUACCCCUCGGAUAUCGAGGCAAGAUGUCAAUUAUUUGAAAGGGUUCCCCCCUACGCCCCUUUCGGAUACUCGGACCCUCGGAGCCCCUCAGGCUCCGCCCUCGCGGCCUAUGCAUGUCUUCGCUGUGGGCUCCUCCGCGGAGCCUGCCUCUCACCUUGCUCUCUCCGAAAUCGGGACACUGCAGGGCUAG